AUGUCUAUGUGUAUGAAUUACAGGUCGGUUACUCGAGGUUGUGGUAGUAGCCAUCUCAGUGACCAUUACUCCUUCCUCUUCGGGAGGAUUCUUGGCCGGCAUGAUUCCAGAGAGAUCGUUGUCAAGAAAGACGAACAGACAAAAAUCCAUACAGGAACUGUACUCGCCACAACUGCUGCUGUCAAGAAAGACUGUCAGAAAGAAAGGCACCCUGUUGUUAUACAGGCGCCCUCCGCUACAGUAGACUUUCUCUUCUUCGUCGUUUCACUAACGUUCACAAACUUGUUCUACCUCUUUCCUUCCCUCCCACCAUUGUUCAACCAUUCUUUCCUUGUUGCUUUUUUUUUUUUUUUCUUCCCUGUUGAAUCUUUCUCAAUGUAUUUGCUUUCUCUCUCACUCAUUUUGUUCGUGUGGCCUGCAAAUUGCAACGAGCUUUCUGAUUGGUCAGAUAUCUGUUACGUCAUCAGGGGAUUUCCCUCGUUGAUGCUUCAGUCAGUGCUCGUGUAG
Messenger RNA from Acanthosepion pharaonis, 507 nucleotides. NCBI's taxonomy places the organism in Eukaryota, Metazoa, Mollusca, Cephalopoda, Sepiida, Sepiidae. The record is from the annotation of a GenBank genome assembly.